Molecule: messenger RNA, 891 nt
Organism: Leptidea sinapis
Lineage: Eukaryota; Metazoa; Arthropoda; Insecta; Lepidoptera; Pieridae
Source: RefSeq, a predicted model, not a curated record
AUGCCGGACGGGGAAGACCCACCGCCGGAAGAACUUGUCAAACUGGUGAACUACUGCGAGACAACCAAGAGCGAGCUUAUUGUGGCUGCAGACUGCAAUGCACAUCACCCGCUCUGGGGCAUGCAAACAACCAACGAAAGGGACUGCCGUACCAAAACGAACUAUAAAAUAAAAAAGAGUUAUGUUAUUAAUUUUUCAUUUCUGUUCUUUCCAGUGACGCAGUGCCAGGAUCGUUGGAAGAAACUGCGAGAUAACUUCAGAAAAGCCUAUUAUAACCGAAAAGGCAAGAGUGGCGAUGGUGCAACUACGUCCAAAUUGAUAAAAUUUGAAAAAGAACUUUCUUUUAUAAUACCAUUUUUUCGCAAUCGAAACCAAAUAUCUAAUGUAACAUUAUCAUCGGAUGAUUCAGAGCCUGGCACACCAAUACCACCACCAUCGACAUCAUCUAAACGUUCUGACCAUUCUGAAGUUGAAUCGCUUGCAAGUACUUCUGGUAAAGCUUGCUUAAGCAAAGAUGUUGCUACGGUUAUGAAAUAUUAAUAUCUUGAAGAAAAAAGAAAUACUACACCCCGUGACAAGGCAUUACGUAAUUUUUUUUUGUCUAUGUCAGAUACAGUGGAAACAUUCCCAAAAGAAGUCCAAGCACGAAUUAAAAGGCGCGUGUUUAACAUUGUUAAUGAAGCUGAAUUAAGUCUGUAUGAAAAUAGUACAGAUUUGAAUUAUUCUUUGUCUAUAAAUUCACCGCCAUCGACUAAUCAAUCUACUUACCUAGUGUCAAACGAAACCUAUAUUCCUCAAAACUAUCCAGAUCAGACUACUUACGGGUACAAUACCAGCACACAAAAUACAAAAUAAUAAACAAUCAAAAACAAUAAUAAUUAUAAUAAUAAU